GUAAAAAGUCAACAACUUAUUGAAGUGGUAAUUUUGAGAGAGAAAAUGGACUCCACGCAGCUAAUGGAAGACGAAGACGAAGACCAUGAGCAUGAGCAUGACCAUGGAAGGAAGAUGGAGUGGGCAGGAAGUGAAACCCACUUGGGAGGAAUACCUCGAAAGAUUGCCUUCAUGGCAAUCGGUUCACUCUCAAAGCUACUCGCUUCUUCUCUCAAUUCCACCUCUGUUCAAAAUCCCCAAACCCUUCUUCAUCUUGUUCGAUCUCGCCCUCCAGGGGUUCCUCUAAUCACUGUUGCCAAUCACAUCUCCGUCUUGGAUGAUCCUCUGAUCUGGGGUUUCCCUGGAUUUCCUUCCAUGGAUUCCAAUCUCGGUCGUUGGGUAUUGGCUGCUAAAGAUAUCUGCUUUACCAAUAACUUCUCCUCCUACUUUUUUCGAAUUGGGAAGUGCAUACCUAUCACAAGGGGUGGUGGCAUUUAUCAAGAACACAUGAAUGAAGCUCUUGAAAAAUUAGAUACUGGAGCAUGGUUGCAUAUAUUUCCAGAAGGGAUAGUUUCCCAAGAAGAUGCGCCUAUAAGACGAUUGAAAUGGGGAACGGCCAGUCUCAUUGUUCGUGCAAAAAUAAAGCCAAUAGUUUUGCCAAUUUUCCAUCGCGGGUUUGAACAGGUAAUGCCUCAAAGUGCUCCUUAUGGAAGAAGACCUCUUUUACCAUUAUGUAAUAAGAAGAUUAAAAUCAUUGUAGGAGAGCCAAUCGAAUUCAACCUUCCGAAAAUGAGGCAGAUGGCUACUACAUCUCAAUCUCAUAGUACUUCAUUGGGGUGGCCAACCGCUCCUGAUGGUUUGGAUGAGGCAACACAAACAUGUCUCUAUUCAACAAUCUCAGAUCAAAUCCGAACCGCCAUGGAAAGCUUACGAGCUCUUGGUGGUAAUGAUGAAAGGGUUUAACUCUCGAAAUCAUUUUAUGGAAUUGGAAUGCAUACAACACUUGAUGGAGGAACAGAAGUUCAUCGAAUGAAUGGUUUCGGGUGCAUGAUGAUCAUGCAAUCGGGAUGAGAACAACAAAUUUGUUCCUGUACAGUUCUUGGUAAUUUCUAUUCUAAAAUUGUGAAUUUGUAAAGUUUAACUUCUUGUAUUUGUUCAUUCAAAAAAAAAAACUUCUUGUAUUUGUAUAAACUAUUCAUAAAUGGUUCUUAUUUUUCCUCUUAUUUGGUUGGUUAUUCAUGUUAUUUACCCAUAAAUAAUAGUUGUCGUUUU
This is a messenger RNA of Cannabis sativa, 1251 nucleotides long. RefSeq names its product N-acylphosphatidylethanolamine synthase. The transcript is spliced from 4 exons. The coding region runs from base 46 to 942 and encodes 298 amino acids. The record is from RefSeq and is a predicted model, not a curated record. NCBI's taxonomy places the organism in Eukaryota, Viridiplantae, Streptophyta, Magnoliopsida, Rosales, Cannabaceae. Gene Ontology annotation, biological process: phospholipid metabolic process.